Molecule: messenger RNA, 872 nt
Organism: Fundulus heteroclitus (mummichog)
Lineage: Eukaryota; Metazoa; Chordata; Actinopteri; Cyprinodontiformes; Fundulidae
Product: basic helix-loop-helix transcription factor scleraxis
Exons: 2
Coding region: 48-590 (180 amino acids)
Biological process (GO): regulation of transcription by RNA polymerase II; developmental process
Molecular function (GO): DNA-binding transcription factor activity, RNA polymerase II-specific; protein dimerization activity; RNA polymerase II transcription regulatory region sequence-specific DNA binding
Source: RefSeq, a predicted model, not a curated record
GAUAAAGUGCGGCGGCUCGGCGGGACGCGGCGCAGAGCAGCGGCAGCAUGAAGUCCCGCACAGACGGCUGCGCCUCCGAGCUGGACACCGACACGGACAGCUCCGACGGGAAGUCCACGGGCGGCCGCAGCCCGCCCAGGGAGUCCGGGGAGAGGCUGGGGGAGGAGGCGGGGAGCGGCGGCCCCUACGCCGGGAGGAGGAGGCGGCGGCGGCGGAGCGGCAGAGACGCGCGGAUCCCCGGCGCCAGCAAACAGCGGCAAGCGGCGAACGCGCGGGAGCGCGACCGCACGCACAGCGUGAACACGGCGUUCACCGCGCUGCGCACGCUGAUCCCCACCGAGCCGGCCGACAGGAAGCUGUCCAAGAUAGAGACGCUGCGCCUGGCCUCCAGCUACAUCUCCCACCUGGCCAACGUGCUGCUGCUGGGGGAGGAGUGCCGGGACGGGCAGCCCUGCCUCCGCUACCAGGACCUGCUGCUGCGCGGCCCCGCGGCGCUCAGCGCGCCCUCCCUGCGGCCGAUCUGCACCUUCUGCCUGAGCAACCAGAGGAAACAGCUCAAAGACGUCGCCAAACACUCGUCUUCUGUGUGAAGCAGAGCCGCUCCAGACGGACCGGGAGCCCACCUGGAUGUUUUACUCUCCAAACUUUGUAAAUACAUAUUUAAGUUUUGACCGGACCGCAGGACAGAAGAGACUGAAGGACAAGCGCUUUCUGUCCAGCCUGGUGCGUCGCUGGACCUCAGUGUUUUGACGGAGCUGUAACCUGAGCCGGAGUGUGCCGCUGCACCUGACGUGGGGCUAUUUUAGACCCCACCGAUAGUACAAACUACCCCCUGACCCACCACUAACAGGACCCCCACGUGUACCUCCUAA